AUGAAGGCCUUCCAGAUCAAGUACCACGCCCACCCCCGCGAGCACAAAGUCUCGGAGAUUCCCCCGCCGGUUCCCGGGCCGGGACAGGUGCUCGUGGAUGUAUAUGCCGCCGGGCUCAACUUCUUCGACGUGCUGCAGGCGCAGAACCUGUACCAGCACAAACCCCCUCUCCCAUUCACCCUCGGUGUCGAGUUUGCGGGCCGCAUCUCGUCCCACUCCCCCAUCCCUCCUGGCUGCCGCUUCAAACGCGGCGACAGGGUUAUCGGCCGUGGUCUCGGCGCAUAUGCGGAACAAAACGUCGCUUCGCCCUCAAACCUCCUCCCUCUCCCGGACAAUCUGAGCUACGAACAAGGCGCGGCAUUCUAUGUCGCCUACCCGACCAGUUACGAGGCUAUUGUCGGCCGCGGGCGCGCCAAGCCAGGCGAGUGGGUGCUCGUCCACGCCGCCGCUGGCGGGGUGGGUAUAGCCGCCGUCCAGAUUGCCAAGGGCCUCGGAUGCAAAGUCAUCGGAACGGCUAGUACGGACAAGAAACGCAAUGUCGCGCUGGCCGCAGGUUGCGACUACGUGCUCGACUAUACGCAGCCGUGGCAGGACGAGGUGAAACGCAUCUCGGGAGGCGGGGUCGAUAUCGUAUAUGACCCCGUCGGCCUACUUGUCCCUUCGCUCAAGGUUGUCAAGUGGAAUGCGCGUCUUUUGGUCGUUGGAUUUGCCGGCGGGACGAUUGAGAACGUGCCGGCCAACCUGGUACUACUUAAGAAUGUCGAGGUGCUGGGCGUCCGCGGAGGCGAGACGAGUAUUCGUGAUCCAGGCCGCUACGCCAAGACGAUCGAGGCGUGUUUCGAUAUGGUGGCGGGCGGCAAGGUCAGACCAGUCCUGCAUGAGCGGAUCUAUGAGGGACUGGAAGAGCUGGCGCAGGGCUUGGAGGAUUUGGAGAGUCGAAAAGUGUUUGGAAAGGCGGUAGUAAGGAUCCGGAGAGAGGAUGGGUCGAUGGCCAAGUUGUAG
This is a messenger RNA of Cutaneotrichosporon cavernicola, 1002 nucleotides long. RefSeq lists its product as uncharacterized. Gene Ontology annotation, molecular function: oxidoreductase activity; zinc ion binding. The record is from RefSeq and is a predicted model, not a curated record. The transcript has 4 exons. Gene Ontology annotation, cellular component: mitochondrion. Lineage: Eukaryota; Fungi; Basidiomycota; Tremellomycetes; Trichosporonales; Trichosporonaceae. The coding region runs from base 1 to 1002 and encodes 333 amino acids.